Molecule: messenger RNA, 1613 nt
Organism: Malus domestica (apple)
Lineage: Eukaryota; Viridiplantae; Streptophyta; Magnoliopsida; Rosales; Rosaceae
Product: caffeoylshikimate esterase
Cellular component (GO): membrane
Molecular function (GO): lipase activity
Source: RefSeq, a predicted model, not a curated record
CUCUCUCUCUCUCUCUCUCUAUUUCUCUCUCUCUCUCAUCAUCUGUUUCGGAGUCUCCACUUUAUUCGCCAUCUUCUUUCAGAAUCUCUUUCCCUUUUGGCUAAUAUUAUAAUUUAUGACAUUGCCGUUCACCAACCUUCUCUUUUUCCAAAUUGUCAUCGUCACUAGCUUUAGAUCCGCAGUUGCAGAAAAAACAUGGGAUGGGAUCCAUUUGAUCUCUGAGUCGUUUUCUUUUCUUUAAAUUUUCUCUCUUGCGUGAACAUGGAGGGAGAGUAUCAAGAAGUUUACAUAAGGAAUUCAAGAGGAGUGCAGCUUUUUACUUGCAGAUGGUUGCCCUUUUCCUCUCCAAAGGCCCUUGUGUUCCUUUGCCAUGGGUAUGGCAUGGAGUGCAGCGGUUUCAUGAGAGAGUGUGGAAUCCGCCUAGCUAACGCGGGAUAUGCCGUGUUCGGAAUUGACUACGAGGGCCACGGACGUUCGAGAGGGGCCAGAUGUUACAUCAAGAAGUUCAAAAACAUAGUCAACGAUUGCGAUGAAUUUUUCAAGUCGAUUUGUGCCGAGGAAGAGUACCGAGACAAGUGUAGGUUUUUGUAUGGAGAAUCCAUGGGAGGGGCAGUUUCUCUACUGCUUCACAAGAAGGAUCCCACAUUUUGGAAUGGAGCUGUUCUUGUUGCACCCAUGUGUAAGAUAUCAGAAAAGGUCAAGCCACACCCGUUGGUGAUCAAUGUAUUAACCAGAGUGGAGGAGAUUAUUCCCAAAUGGAAGAUAGUACCGACCAAAGACGUCAUUGACUCCGCCUUCAAAGACCCUGUAAAGCGUGAAGAGAUAAGGAGCAACAAACUGAUAUAUCAAGACAAGCCGAGGCUGAAAACAGCACUGGAAAUGCUGAGAACUAGCAUGAGCCUUGAAGACACUUUGCAUGAGGUGAGACUACCAUUCUUUGUGUUGCAUGGGGAGGCAGAUACUGUUACAGACCCAGAAGUAAGCAGAGCACUGUAUGAGAAAGCCAGCAGCACAGACAAGACCAUAAAAUUGUACCCCGGAAUGUGGCAUGGUCUAACGUCGGGAGAGCCAGAUGGGAACGUUGAAAUCGUCUUUGCAGACAUCAUAACUUGGCUCGAGAAGCACACGAGUGACGACAACUCCGUCGUGGUGCAACCAAUCCACACGUUUAGGAAUGCCAUUCUGAAAAUGAACGGCACGGCAUCACCACCACCCCCGCCACCAAUAAACAAGCAGCGACCGCGGACGCCAUCGUAUUUUUGCGGGUUGAAGGGGCGCAGAUUGCUACAUCACUCGGCAAUGUAGCCCUUGCUCUUAAAUUUUCCUCUGGAUGAGAAAUGUUAUGAAUAAUGAACUGAAGCGUCACAAAAGGGAAGCAUUGGAAAUAAGCGUUGCCGUUUUUAUUCAUGUAACACAAUAUAUGUGGUAUUUCCAUAGAAAUGUUUCAUGGUCCUCUACAUCUCCAAAUAUCGGACACUCUCACUAAUGAAUAUCGUAUUUUUAGAAGAAAAAUGAUGUUCGCACCUCUGUUUGUAACCUAAUACGGUUUUCCCUAAAGUGAGUUCGCCACCAAACGUAGCAGCACCAUCUGCUAAAAAUUCUCUCCUGUAAUA